AUGUCCACGGCGGUUGGCACGACCCUCUGCGUCCCGCGCCCAUCUUCCGGGCUUAACCCCAACCAACCCAUGCUGGUGAAAGCUGCGCCUCCUGCGGGCAUACCGCCGCACCACGUCUUGAUCGAAGUCGACCGCUUCGGCUUCAGCGCGAACAACGUCACGUACCAGGCGCUCGGCGAAGCGCCGCACUUCAGGUAUUUCGAAUACCAUUAUCCGCCCACAACCGAUGUCGUAUCCUCAAAAACACACGGCCUCAUCCCCGUAUGGGGCUUCGGCACCGUCGUCCUCUCCACCUCCCCCUCGCUCCCCGUCGGCGAACGUGUCUACGGCUACCUCGCACCCACCACCCACCUCCUCGUUCCCAUAUCACACUCUUCAUCCCCAUCCUCUCCCAACGUCUUUAUCCCGCGCCCGCACCUCCCGCCCGACCGCCGACCGUACAACACCCUCACCCUGUGCUCUCGUGACCCGCAAUAUGUAUCCUCCGACCCGCACCUCGAGGACCUCACGAUGCUCUACCGCCCGCUGUUUUGGACCGCGUUUUGGUGCGAGGACUGGUUGCACGCCUCGGGGUAUCGUGGCGGGGCAAGACGCGUCCUGAUAUCCUCCGCGUCGGCGAAGACGGCGUUCUGUCUGGCUUACUUGAUCCGCAAGCGGAAGCUGCAGGGGAUGAAGGUGGUGGGGUUGACGUCGAAGAGGAACUUGGCGUUCACGAAUGGACUGGGGCUGUACGACGAGGUGUCGGAAUACGACUCGUUCGCCUCGUCUAAUGCUCUGAACUUGAAAGAUGGAGACGGCGCCCAGGAGGAAUGGAUAUACAUCGACGUCGCCGGGAACGACGACCUGAACAACAAGAUAUUCGCUCAUUACAAGGGAAGCGGCAAACUCACUGCAAGCAUCCAACUCGGGCUCAGCACGUUAUCACCUUCUUCCCCCGAAGGCUCGUCCACCAAGUGGACGACCAACACCGCCCUUGAGGUUUCACAUGCUCAGACCCCAAAAGACGCGCCGACUCUUGAACAAUUUUUCAUGCCAGAGUGGCUCACCCUCCGCCGGCGCCAGCUUCCUACCCCCACCAUCCUCUCAAUGCAAAACAAGGCCUGGGCGGAGCUUAUGCAGGAUGGCAAGGGCUGGGUGCGUAUAGAGAGGACUCGUGGGGAGAAUGUGCGAAGGGCAUAUGAGCGCGUUGCAAGCAACGGCGUAGGGGCCGAGGUGGGCGAGGUGUGGAGUCUGUGGGAUGUGGAGGAGAAAGGAGUGGCUGUAGCAAAGUUAUGA
This is a messenger RNA of Punctularia strigosozonata HHB-11173 SS5, 1275 nucleotides long. RefSeq lists its product as uncharacterized. Bases 1 to 1275 code for a protein of 424 amino acids. The record is from RefSeq and is a predicted model, not a curated record. NCBI's taxonomy places the organism in Eukaryota, Fungi, Basidiomycota, Agaricomycetes, Corticiales, Punctulariaceae. The transcript is spliced from 2 exons.